Molecule: messenger RNA, 612 nt
Organism: Medioppia subpectinata
Lineage: Eukaryota; Metazoa; Arthropoda; Arachnida; Sarcoptiformes; Oppiidae
Source: the annotation of a GenBank genome assembly
UAUUGGGUCGACGAGACGGACGACAAAAUUAAACCAUAUUUUCUGGUAGGGGGCGGACCGGAGCUAUUUGUAACCCUAAUGUUAUUAUGGCUAAUAUUUGUUGUAAAAUUGGGCCCAAAUUUAAUGGCUGACAGAAAACCGUUUGUUUUGCGCAAAACACUUAUGAUAUAUAAUUUAAUGUUGGUUGUAAUUAAUGUUUAUUUUGCAUACACGGCGGCCAAAUGGCUCGACUAUGGCUUCAAGCCCUGGUUCGAUGGACUGCCGGCCCGUAACCAGUGGUCGGAUAAAGCGGUCGCUGAAUUACCCGAUAAAAUAAUCUACUUUUACACAAAACUAAUUGAUUUAUUCGAUACCAUAUUCUUUGUGUUGCGGAAAAAGUCUAAUCAAAUCACAUUUCUUCACCCCUACUUAUGGUGGAAGCGAUACAUAACACGAAUACAGUUAUUACAGUUUGUCAUCUAUGGUGUGGCUAUACUUAUUGGUUUAUAUUAUGGUCUACAAACCGAUUAUCCCAUAGCAUUGCAAUGGUUGGUCAUUUGGCAGCCGUUUAUAUUCUUUUAUAUGUUUUACCGCUUUUAUGGUAACUCUUAUAAUAAAAAUAAAGUGCAAUAA